AUGCCCAUCAGACCAUUCAGUCUCCCGCCAAACCCAUCGCUGGUGGCUGUCAUACUCAUUAUCCGAACCCGAUCUGGUCCGCGACUGGUCUUUCACUAUCCUGGUGUUCCUGAGGCUAUACAGCGCAACACUUCAUGGCACUUUGGAUCUGCCAAUAGCGACUCGGAGGAUGGAGCUAGCUCUUCUGACGACGAUCAGACUGUAGGCUCUGAUGAUACGAGCACCACUUCUUCGCGACAGACUGCAAGACCUAGUAUCGCAUCGCAGAGUCGUGCUGCCGAAACAAUAUCCUCGAGAAGGACUACUCGCACAUUGCACUCGGAUGCUCCAGACAACGAUGAGGACGACGAUGAUCUCGACAACUUAGACGUCGCACCAUUGGACUUGAACUCUUCUCCUGUCGACAAGCCUGCUCCGGCUACCACGACCAACAAUGCACCUCACGAUCGAACGACCAGCGCCGCGCGACAUGAAAGCACCACGACUGAUAAGCGUAAUACUCCUGAAUGGGAGAAACUACUGGGAUACCCAGUCGAAGGGCUAGAGAUGAUGUUGUCCCCUCCCUCAAGCAUGCACAAGAAGCGUUUCGAGGUCAUGCUGGACGAUCUGGUCUUUCUAGGAUAUCCCGUAUUUGUGCGUGACGACGGUACAUGGAAGAAAAAGAAGACUAAGAGGAGGGCUACAACACAGGACGGGAAAAGCAGUCAGGGGGACAACGAAGCCGAAGAUGACGAGGCAAACGACAGUGGCAGCGACAACGAAAACGAUGACGGGGAAGAAGGCACUGCAGGGAACGAAAUGUUUAGUCCACCUCUCUCGCCUCUAACACCUCGUCGACCGCUUGAGAACGGAGAGCUGCCUCGCAGCUAUAAAUCGGAAGCCGCAAUGUCCGAAGCUGCCUCAGAAACUGGUAGUGCGAACAGUAAUCAAGAUGAGAUGACCAUGUUCCACGUCGUCUUCGUCAUGAAUCCUCCUGCGCUGGAAUACCAUAUUCGUCUUCAAGAGAUGUAUGACAAUGUGGUAAAGAAGACUGCCAAAGCCUUCCGCUACGAACAAGCACGUUCAAAUGCUGUCUAUCAAGAUGCCAAAAAGAUGCAGUCUCUCAAAGCACAAGCCAAGGAAAACAAGACACCAAUGUCGGUGCUGUGGCCAAACUUGAUCUCUAGCUGCUUGUUGGCAAAGGCGAUUGCUAUUUUGUAUACCAGUAUUGCGAGCAACAAAAUCGCUCACAUCAGUAUUGGUGAGGGCUUUGAGGCGAGUAUUCAGAUCCCUCAAGCUAUAUCAACGCCAUAUGUUCCCACGCCUACGGAGCCUCAACUACCUGGUCUAUGGCUUACAACUGCAAACAGUCUAUCUGAUGACGGGCAAAGUCUAAGUCCACACGCCGCUCUCCUCCUACUCGAAGACAAAGACGUCAUGCUGAAGGAGAUCGAGGGCGAUGGCAAGGAACUGGGAUCCCCGCUCGCCUUCUUCAUCCGCGAACUCACACCCACAAAAUCUUUGACCAAACUUUCCGCUGCAUUGUCGUUACCACUUUCUGAUGUGCAGUUCCUUGCCCGCCAUCUUAUCUACUGGCGCCGCGCUAGAGCAAUCCCUCCACUCCAUAUCCGUGAUACUUACAUCGUAUCACCCAACUGCGACAUGCGUCAACUCACAAAAGCCAUGCCACUAUAUGCUCAACAGUUCUCUGCCCUUCCAUCAUUACCAAAAAUGCUACAAAACUUGAGCGGGAAGCCUAUUCAAUAUGGCUUCUUGAUCCCUAGCAAGGACCACAAGCCUGCUUACAUGGACAUUUUGGCUUGGCUGCUCAGGGGUGGCUGGGUGACCCAACUCCGAACCUUUGCUUGGGUCAAAGUAUCACCGACAGUCAAAGCUGCCGUAGCUGUCAAGAUGCGGCAAGACUUUGAAGAGAAACUGGCCAAGCGACCUCCUUCUGCGUUUAGCAAGACCUCAGCCGCUGCAAACUCACGAGUCAGCAGCACGAGCGCAGAAUCCAGACGCGUUUCUGAAGAUCCUUUUGACGAGGUCGCGAGUAGCAGAUUGAGCAUCUCAAGCUCGGCACAAUUGCUGUCUCCUACUUUGAGUAGAUCAGCUAGUGAUGCAGGCAGUAAUGGUAGUGGCAGAACUGCUAUUCCUCCACCUCCUGCUGGACCUCAACGCGCAGAGACAUCACCAAAUUUACACGCGACCAGGGAAGUAGCGCCUUCACCGCCAUCUAUCUUAUCCAACAGCAGUGUUUCUGGCCACGAAGACGAUAACUCGACUGUUCAUUCUGCAGCACUGCCUUCUACAGACCCUGGCGCUUAUGAACAGACUUUGGUGUUAAGUCCGCAUAAAGCUAGUACGGAAGAAAGUAGAUGGUUGAAGUAUAUUGGACAGCAUCUGAUGGAUGAGGAAGUCAAGGAGUAUUGGGGCGUUUUGGUCAAGCAUUUUGAUGGGAAGAGGGCUAUGGAAGAGAUUGCGGCUAGAGAAGGGUUGAAGAGAAGUAAAGUACAGGGAUUGUUGCAGAAGUUGGAGCUGGAGGGGGUUCUGUAUGUUGUGAGGCAUUGGUAG
Messenger RNA from Aureobasidium melanogenum CBS 110374, 2553 nucleotides. RefSeq lists its product as uncharacterized. The record is from RefSeq and is a predicted model, not a curated record. The transcript has a single exon. Bases 1 to 2553 code for a protein of 850 amino acids. Lineage: Eukaryota; Fungi; Ascomycota; Dothideomycetes; Dothideales; Saccotheciaceae. Gene Ontology annotation, cellular component: GATOR1 complex. Gene Ontology annotation, biological process: cellular response to amino acid starvation; positive regulation of autophagy; negative regulation of TORC1 signaling.